GCCCAGCCCCGGCCGAUCCCCGCCCACCGCUCCCCACCCUCUGCAGGACGCGCCCCUCCAGCCCGCCCCAGCCCUUCGCAGGAGGGGAGGCGGGAAAAGAGCGAAAGCCUCUCCCACCGCCCUGCCCCCAGCCCCGCCACUCCCAGGCUGCUUCGGACUCGGCUCGUCCUCCUGGGAUUGUCUCGGGGGGAACCGCGCGCUGCAGACACCAUGGAGGUGGUGCUGGUCUUUCUGUGCAGCCUGCUGGCCCCCGCGGUCCUGGCCAGUGCAGCUGAGCAGGAGAAAGAAAAGGACCCUUUCCAUUAUGACUACCAGACCCUGAGGAUUGGGGGAUUGGUGUUCGCUGUGGUCCUCUUCUCCCUGGGGAUCCUGCUCAUCCUAAGUCGCAGAUGCAAGUGCAGUUUCAAUCAGAAGCCCCGGGCUCCAGGGGACGAGGAGGCCCAAGUGGGAAACCUCAUCACUGCAAAUGCAACAGAGCCCCAGAAAGCAGAGAACUGAAGUGCAGCCCUCAGGUGGGAAGCCUCCAGAACCUGAAGGCAGCUGCUUGAACCUUUAGAUGCAAACCGCCACUACAGCAACAGGUCUUUCCCCAGGAGAAGCCAAGACUUGCGUGUCCCCCCGCCCCCUCCCCAUCCCUCGAACACCAGUCCUCAAUGCAGUGAUGCAACUAACACCCGCCUCCCCACCUGCAGCCUGCGUUCUCGUCCCCUCUUGUGACGUGUCUGUGUGUGUGUGUGUGUGUGUGUGAGAUGACUGUGGUCUUCGCGGCUGCUUGUCUGUGAGUGACGUUGUGUUUUAGUGAACCUGGACUCACUUUCCUGGGCAGGAGCUGAGCCACGUCACCAUCAGCUCGUGCCUGCUCCCCUGCGGCCCCAUCACUUCCUGCUCCUGAGAGUCUGCUUUUUCCCUGAGACACCAGUCCCUUCUCUUGAUUUAGGGGUGGGUGUAAGGGCAGG
Molecule: messenger RNA, 956 nt
Organism: Ceratotherium simum simum (southern white rhinoceros)
Lineage: Eukaryota; Metazoa; Chordata; Mammalia; Perissodactyla; Rhinocerotidae
Gene: FXYD6
Product: FXYD domain containing ion transport regulator 6
Biological process (GO): regulation of sodium ion transmembrane transporter activity
Cellular component (GO): membrane
Molecular function (GO): sodium channel regulator activity
Source: RefSeq, a predicted model, not a curated record